AUGUCGGAGCUGGAAGCCCGUUUCGUUAAGAAGGGACUGUGGGUGAACGAAGCGAAAGGCGCCGUGCUCGGGAAGGUCUACACCACGGAGACACGCACUGGAACUAUUCUCGUGGCGCUGCUGGCCGUAUUUUCCUCUCUCGCGACGGCACACCUCUGGAACCUGGUUAUCUUUUACUGCCACCAGCGACGCGCCCAUGGACGACCUGCAGACGGACUCUUCAAGCAACAACAAGCGCUGCUCCGCACCUUGCCCCCACCGACCUCCUUGAUGACCGAUACUGUGAAGCUCUGGUGGUCCUGGAGACAUCGGACUGACAACGUCCUCCUCCGUUGCAUCAUCUUUCCACUCCUGGGGAUUCUGUUCGCCGCGUCGACAUUGACCGUCAGUCUCACGUCGUCUUAUAUCGUGGAUACAACGAAUUUAGAGGUUUUGGUCGACUCGCCAUCAUGCGCGUCCAUCAAUCUGCCGCGUAUGGCCGAAACCCAGCUUACGGCCAGCACCCUCGUGGAAAAUAUAUCGCCGGUCAUGGAGUCUUACACCAGGGACUGCUACGGGAAAGAAACAUCGGACCUGCCUUCGCGAUGCCGCAACACCUUCAUCGCGCCCAAUAUACCGGUGAAAAACGCAUCCGUCCCGUGUCCGUUCUCGGAGGAAAUGUGCGACGGGGAAGCUUUGGAGCUUGAUUCGGGUCUUCUUGAUAUGAAUCAUUAUUUCGGACUCAAUCUCCACAAAGAGGAUCGCCUCCAGUUUCGCAAACGAACCACUUGUUCCAUCUUGCCUAUCGAUGGAUACUACGACGUCUUGCCUGCGACUGACUUCGACGGUCUCCUGGGAAGAGGGGCAUUGCCGGAAGAAGAAAUAAUCGCCCUUAAAUACAAUGCGCCGUCCCCGAGUGAGGAUGUACAGGCAAAGUACACGUUCGCUCACAGCCUCGCAGUCUCAAAUAUUUCGCAAAAUUAUGAAUUCAGGGUUAUGCAAAGCUAUGCGUCCCCGGAUUGGGAAACCGCAGGAGCUUUGGCGCCGCGUUACGCUCCUCUUCCUUCGCUCGCACGUCAAGAUGCCGACGUGGCCCUCAUUGCUCUCUGGAGCAACAACGUCUUGUACGCUAAGCCCGUUAACGACCCACUUUUUGCGGCGCACGCCAAUGCUUCCUUCGUCAACUAUGGCGCAACUUUCGAACAGUUCAGGCCCGAUCACCCAGGGCGUACACUUGGCUGCGCACAACAGUGGCAAUUUUGCCUACCCAAGCUCGGAGAGAACGCUUGCACUCCAUUCAUGGGAGUGACCCUCAACAUUCCACAGAACGUGACCCAGUUCUCACACACGACUAGCACUCAGCGCGCAGUCAUCCAGCUGCUCCUAACGUCCUCCGUUUUCGCAGACAUAACCAAUGCUCCAGUGAGCCAAUACUCAUUGGCAGGAAGCGCGGUGCAGUUCGGAGUGGCCUACGAACUCGCGGACGACCAGUGGAAGAAAGAACUCGUGAUGUGGGAAUCUGCCUCUUGGGCAGCAUUGCAGAUUCUCGUCUCCGAUUACGCCGUGGGGCCGGUGCAUCGCGAUCCCCUAGCAGAUCAGUAUACCGAUCAGCCUACAUCAGUUGGCGAUAAAACGCUCUGUCAUGCACAGAAGAUGCGGAAGGCGGGAGGAUUUGCCAAUAUAUCCGUGUUCGGUCUAGCUUUCCUUCUCACAGUAUCCGGCACCAUCGCUCUCACCGACAUAAUCCUCCUCCGAUUCCUCAUCUUCCUAAGCCGGUUCCGCCGCGCCUUGGCACCGAAGAUCGAUCGCUGGAUCCAGGACGGCGUGUUCCAACUCCAGCGUCGCGCAUUCGAAGCCGACCGCAAGGGAUAUUGGGUCGGCCUCGAUAACGAGAUUCCGACCACGCGAUCAAAGGAGUUGCUUGGCGAGCUGUCUAGCGAGGUGCAACCUCGAGGAGAUGCAGUCGUGUACGCGCAGUCGGAACAGGCGUCUAGUAUGAGGGAUAAUACGGAUAGCGCUUCGACUGGACAGAAGGAGGCGGAUUUGCGGCCGAAAGAGCCGCUCACUGUUGUGGAGCGAGAGACUUCGAGCACGCUGGGGUCGAAAUAGAGA
Messenger RNA from Trematosphaeria pertusa, 2091 nucleotides. RefSeq lists its product as uncharacterized. The record is from RefSeq and is a predicted model, not a curated record. The transcript has 4 exons. NCBI's taxonomy places the organism in Eukaryota, Fungi, Ascomycota, Dothideomycetes, Pleosporales, Trematosphaeriaceae. The coding region runs from base 1 to 2088 and encodes 695 amino acids.